This is a messenger RNA of Aphidius gifuensis, 2546 nucleotides long. It is a transcript of the gene Plod, whose product is annotated as procollagen-lysine,2-oxoglutarate 5-dioxygenase. Bases 296 to 2515 code for a protein of 739 amino acids. The transcript is spliced from 9 exons. Gene Ontology annotation, cellular component: endoplasmic reticulum. The record is from RefSeq and is a predicted model, not a curated record. Gene Ontology annotation, molecular function: L-ascorbic acid binding; procollagen-lysine 5-dioxygenase activity; iron ion binding. Lineage: Eukaryota; Metazoa; Arthropoda; Insecta; Hymenoptera; Braconidae. Gene Ontology annotation, biological process: peptidyl-lysine hydroxylation.
GGGGGAUGCUGAUUAUUAUUAUAAUUUCUAUUUGGUUUAUUUCAGUUUAUUUCUAUCAUUAAGUGUGCUCAUUGUGAUUAUGAUUAUUGUCGAGAAGAGAAAUAUUGUUAUCAUCUUUGAGAGAGAAUAACACUCCGCGAGUUACUCGUGUAGGCUGAUGCUGUGUUCAUUUUAUUUUAACUGAUUUUUUAUUUUUAUAUAUAAUUUUUUAGCAUUAUUAUUGUUGAAUAAAAAAGAGAAAAAUUAAGAGUAGUUGUCAUCAGAGUGUUGACAAAGGCUCAUCAUUAAUUUCAGAAUGAUUUGGAAGUGCUGGAUUUUAUUGUUUAUUAUUAUUUUUACUGGACUCAUUGAUAAUACGAGACAAGAGAAACAAGAUGAUGAUGAUGAUCAAGCCGAUGUUUUAGUCUUAACAGUUGCUUCAAAUGAGACUGAUGGCUACAAAAGAUACAUCAGAUCAGCAAAAAUUUAUGGAUUUGCCAAUAAAAUUACAACACUUGGUCUCAAUCAACCAUGGAAAGGAGGAAAUAUGCUUACCCAAGGAGGAGGAUAUAAAAUUAAUCUUCUAAAAAAAGCACUGAAACCAUAUCAAAAUGAUGAUGAAAAAAUUAUUAUUUUUACUGACAGUUAUGAUGUUAUUUUUUUGGCAUCAUUGAAUGAAAUUGUCAAUCGAUUCAAGGCAUCUGGUGGAAGAAUAAUUUUUUCAGCUGAAAAAUAUUGUUGGCCUGAUAAAUCAUUGUCAAAUAAAUAUCCAACAAUAAUACGAGGCGAGCCAUAUCUCAAUUCUGGUGGCUUCAUUGGUUAUGCAUCUGAUUUAUAUGAAAUUUUACAAUAUUCAUCAGUCAAAGAUACUGAUGAUGAUCAAUUAUUUUAUACAAAAGCCUACCUUGAUAAAGAACUACGAGAAAAACAUAAAAUUAAAUUAGAUCAUCAUGCUGAAAUUUUUCAAAAUCUUAAUGGAGCUGUUGGUGAUGUUGAAUUGAGAUUCAAAGAUAAUAAAGCAUAUUUACAAAAUACCCUGUAUGACAGAGUACCUCUGAUUGUUCAUGGUAAUGGACCAAGUAAAAUUAUUUUAAAUUCAUUGGGUAAUUAUUUGGCAAAUGCUUGGAGUCCUGAUGAUGGAUGUUUAAAUUGUUGGAAUGAUACUAUACAAUUAUCAAAGGAUCAACCAGAAACAUAUCCACCAAUUGUCAUGGGUAUUUUUGUCGAUAGACCAACACCAUUUAUUGAAGAAUUUUUUGAUAAAAUUUAUAAACAAGCAUAUCCAAAAUCUCGGCUUCGUUUAUUUAUCUACAAUUCUGAAGAAUUUCAUGAAAAAAUUGUUGAGGAAUUUAUUAAAAAACAUGGAUCAGAGUACAAAAAUAUUAAACAAAUUAUGCCUAAAAAUGAUAUACCAAUUUCUACUGCUAGAAAUCUUGCUAUGGAUUAUUGUUUGCAAAAUGAAUGCUCUGGAUAUUUUUCCAUAGACUCUGUUGCACAUUUGGAGAAUGAAUAUACUUUAAAAUUAUUGGUUGAACAACAGAGAGGUAUUGUUGCUCCAUUAUUAAAAAGACCUGGUAAUAAUUGGAGUAAUUUUUGGGGAACAAUUGCAAAUGAUGGAUACUAUGCUAGAAGCACAGACUACAUGGAUAUCAUUGAAAAUAAAAGAAGAGGAUUGUGGAAUGUUCCAUAUAUCAACAAUUGUUAUCUUAUUAAUGUGACAAUUAUUGGUAACAUUGAAACAAGACCAAAAUAUAAACACGCUGAUAUUGAUGAUCUUGAUCCAGAUAUGGCAUUUGCUGCUAUUAAUCGUGAUAGAAAUAUAUUUAUGUAUGUUAGUAAUCGUUUGAAAUUUGGACAUCUUGUUAAUGCUGAUGAUUAUAAUAUCAAAUAUACAAAUCCAGACAUGUAUGAAUUAUUUAACAACAAAUUUGACUGGGAAAAACGUUAUAUUCAUGUUAAUUAUUCACAAAGUUUUCAACAAAAUAAUACACCAAUUCAGCCAUGCACAGAUGUCUAUUGGUUUCCAAUUUUUAAUACAAGAUUUACCAAAGAAUUUAUUGAAAUAAUGGAGGCAUUUGGUCAAUGGUCUGAUGGAUCAAACAGCGACAAGAGAUUACAAGGUGGAUAUGAAAACGUACCAACACGAGAUAUUCAUAUGAAUCAAGUUUAUUAUGAAAAACAUUGGUUAUAUAUUCUCAAGGAAUAUGUUAGACCACUUCAAGAACUUGUCUUCCUUGGAUAUUUUCAUGAUCCACCAAGGUCAUUGAUGAAUUUUGUCGUUAGAUAUAAACCGGAUGAGCAACCUUCGUUGAGACCCCAUCAUGACAGUUCAACGUAUACAAUAAAUAUUGCACUGAAUCAAGUUGGUGUUGAUUAUGAAGGUGGCGGAUGUCGAUUUCUACGUUAUGAUUGUGCGGUCACCGACACUAAACCCGGUUGGAUGCUCAUGCAUCCAGGCAGACUUACUCAUUAUCACGAGGGACUCAAAGUUACACGAGGAACUCGUUACAUUAUGAUUUCAUUUGUUGAUCCAUAAUAUGACUGAUUGUUUUAAUUAUAUUUCUUUU